GGCCUAACUCCGGUAGAUACUUCCGGGAAAUGAAAAACGACAAGGGAGAGAAGCGUCUCUACGAUCAGAAAGAUGUUCUGACAGCACAAUAAAUAGUUCCGAAUAAUCUGCUUCCAAAAUGUGCAGUAUGUAAGAAGCCAGUUCACGGGCGACGUUAAAAGAAAAAAUGUCGCAACAGGCCCAGAGAGCGCUGCCGCAAAGCAAGGAAGCCCAGCUUAGAGACUACACUAUGCGACUUAAAAAUAACAUCAAAGCCAUGUUUGAAAAUUUCACAGAAAUCAUCAAACUCGCUCGAGUUGAGGAGGAUGGCCAGUUGCUGCGUGCAACCCAGAAUGAGCAAGAUCAUUAUGAAAUGCAAGUUCGUUCAGCUAAUAUCGUACGAGCAGGAGAAUCACUGAUGAAGCUGGUUUCCGACCUCAAACAGUUUCUUAUUCUUAACGAUUUCCCGUCUGUUAAUGACUCAAUCACUGCUAAUGUGCACUUAUAUAAAGAAAUGCAAAGUGGUAUCGACUCCAAACUCAUGCUGUUGCGAGAUGAGAUGGCGGCCGACCUCUUCGAACUGGAAGAUGAGUACUAUUCAUCAUUGUACAAAUGAAAGCAAUAGAUGGCAUGCCAGAUUUUUCCAGUGACAUUUGCAUACGCUAAGUUAUCAUCUCAAUUUACAGUUCAGAACUUCCUGCUCAGCCACAGAGUAAAUGUGUUUUUUUAAAUAAAUGAUUAAGUUGUCAAGAGUUAAAAUUACAUGCAUUUUGUUUUCUGCAGAUGAAAUGGAAAAAUGAUGACUGUUAGUGAUGUAUGAAAAAUGUGACUACUUUUUUAAGUGAAGUGGCUUCUUACUUUUCAAAACAAACUGAUGCCAACUGUCUGUAUACUUUAUUUCCUGGCUGUUUAUUUUCCUUUAUCAUGGACAUUGUUUGUAGUACAUUUAAGGGGUUUGCAACUUUGUAAGCAUGGGUUUGGGUAGAUAAGUGUGUCUGCAAGAAAGCAAGUUGCAGGGAGAGUUUAAUGAGUUUUUAGAACACAUGCAUAGCUUAUGAGAGUUUGUAAACAUCUAGUUAUACAAAAACGCUAGUAUCCUUAUGACUCCAGUAAAAUUAUGUGGCAGCUAUUAUACACAUUGUUCAAAUAGAGUUCCUUCUUUCAUUAAACAUUAAAUUCAGGUUUUUUGAGGAAUGAGACUUGUUUGAUUGACAAAAAACUGGAAAAUAAGAUAAGGAAUUAUUACAGUGAUGCUGGUGAAAGAGCUCAUGAUGAACAAUUAAAAGGUGAAAAAUAUA
Pomacea canaliculata is the source of this 1277-nucleotide messenger RNA. RefSeq names its product mediator of RNA polymerase II transcription subunit 22-like. Gene Ontology annotation, cellular component: mediator complex. Gene Ontology annotation, molecular function: transcription coregulator activity. The transcript has 4 exons. Bases 167 to 595 code for a protein of 142 amino acids. NCBI's taxonomy places the organism in Eukaryota, Metazoa, Mollusca, Gastropoda, Architaenioglossa, Ampullariidae. The record is from RefSeq and is a predicted model, not a curated record. Gene Ontology annotation, biological process: regulation of transcription by RNA polymerase II.